Molecule: messenger RNA, 1787 nt
Organism: Talaromyces proteolyticus
Lineage: Eukaryota; Fungi; Ascomycota; Eurotiomycetes; Eurotiales; Trichocomaceae
Product: putative penicillin-binding protein
Exons: 7
Coding region: 1-1764 (587 amino acids)
Source: RefSeq, a predicted model, not a curated record
AUGAGAGUUGAACGUGCUCUUCCUUGGGUGUCCCUUACCGCAUCCACCUCGGCGGUGGUUUUUGAUCCGAAGAUCGACCUAAGUUUACUUGGCCCUAUCUACCUUCCCUCCGCCAACCGUUCUUUUGAAGCAUGGGACAAUGCCGUAAUACAAGCUACAGCUACCCUAAACGUGAUUAUUCAGACAGGAAACAGCACCUAUGGUCCAUUCGACAACUUAGGCACCUCUUUUUCCGCGUCUGUCUUCGAUUUAGGAAAUAACGAACCUUUAUUCGACUUUCAUUUCGAAGCACCUCAGCUCAAUGGCUCUUGUACGAGAGGAAAGCUGACAGAUGACACAAUCUACCGAACCGGUAGCUUGGGAAAACUCCUGGUGAUGUAUGCCUGGAUGAUAGAUAUUGGAGAUUCCAUAUUCACAGAGCCAAUCACGAAAUAUGUGCCGGAACUUGCCGCCGCCGCUCAGAGUUAUCAAAACCCUCUCCUGCAAACCAACUGGAGUGAAGUAACUGUCGGUUCUCUUGCCUCCCAAAUAUCAGGCAUUGGGCGUGGAGAAGUAUCACUUGGCGAUCUAGCAUCAGAAGGCUUCCAGCAGCCACCUGUUUCAACCAACAUCCCAAAUGGGUUCCCUCCGCUAGGCAAUGAAACUGUGAUAAACUGUAGCUCCUAUGGCCCGGAGCCCCCUUGCACUAGAGCACAAUUCUUCACCCAGGUUAUCAAUCACCCCCCAGUCUUUCUGUCCUACACGAGUCCCAGCUAUUCCAACAUAGCCUAUUCUAUUCUUGGGUAUGCAUAUGAAAACAUUACUGGUAAGACGAUUAACCAGGGCCAACUUGACUUUGCACAAAAGCUAGGUAUGAACUCGACCACACCAACACCACCUGGCAACAACGUGGAUGCUAUCAUCCCUAGAAACGACAGCUAUGCGAUGUGGAGUUAUGACUUGAACGUCCAGGAUCCAGCCGGCGGUCAAUACAUCUCGACCAGGGAUCUCAUUACUUGGGGUCAAGCGAUUCUAAACAAUAAAUUGAUAUCACCGGUCGUCACUCGGCGCUGGAUGAAACCGACAACAUUUACAUCGCAGUGGGCAGCUGCAGUCGGGGCUCCUUGGGAGAUCUAUCGACUUCCUACCCUUAUCAACACAAUCCUGAAUACAAGUCGUAUCGUGGAUACAUAUAGCAAAAGCGGAGACGUCGGCCAAUAUUCCACUUACUUCGGUCUUGUCCCUGACUACAAUAUCGGCAUCACCGUCCUUGCGGCAGGCGAUAAUCCAAAUUCCCAAGUAGCUCCUGUACGAGGGACACUAGUUGAUAUUUUCUAUACCGCGGCAGAAGCGGCUGCCAAACAGCAGGCCUCAAACGCAUUCACAGGCACAUUCAAAUCCACCGACCGCAACUCUUCAAUCACUCUUGCAGUAGACGGCGGUCCCGGUGUCGUCAUCAAGCAAUGGAUCAGCAACAGUACUAAUUUCCUAAACAAUGAAUUCUAUGCCGAAUUCAACGAUUUCCGCCUCUAUCCAACAGACCUGAAAAUGUGGAGUUCCGAAGGCUUGACCUAUUACAAAUUCCAUAUGGAUUGCUUGACCCGAAAUGGGGCACCUAUUAGUAGCGAUCCUUGGAGUGAGUAUAAUGACUACUGGUUCCAAUUAGAUGGCCUUUCUUAUAACCUUCUGGCUCCGGACGCAUUUGUUGUGGGGUUUGAUGAGAAUGGAAUCGUGCAGAGUCUGGCUUCGCAGGCCUUGAGAACGACUAUGGUACGUUCAACUUGACAGCAGACAUAGUUGCGGCGUCG